GAAAAUAGCAACACAAUAUUUGAAACCACGGCAAAGGAAGGACUAUGCUAAUUCCCUUAUUUUUCUACAGUUGCUUCGUCGCAGUCUUCUGCGUCGGAAGCGAACUCCAUCGCCAUUCAAAUCAUUUACAUCCAGGCCCUUUGGAUCCCUGGUCCGAAGAGAACUAUGAAGCCCUGCGGGAAAAAAGAAGUACCGGAGAUGAACCUACUGGUCCUCUAGUGCCUCCGUCAUCCGAGGAACCCCAUGAACAAGGAGAACAGAUGGACGCAGACGGGCCAGUUGGCCCACCGAUGGAUUCCUUAUCUGGUGACGAAUCUUACGAGUCAUAUGGGCGGAAAUUAGAAGAUCCCGGAGCGUAUUCUUGGUAUAAAGCUGGAAGGUACAUUGGUGAAAAAGUCAGAUUUUAUUCGCAUUAUAUUCCUGUCUCUCCAGGACCAAAAGGCCCAACAGGCCCAACGGGACCUUCAGGGCCUACGGGACCCACGGGACCUGUUGGAGCAACAGGCCCAACUGGAACUACGGGUCCUACAGGACCUACAGGACCAACGGGACCUAGUGGAAAUGACGGCAUCCCUGGUUUACCGGGAACAGCCGGAGCAGCUGGAGCAGCUGGUCCCCCUGGUGGCAGCGGUUCAUCGGGUGCUCCUGGAGCGCCAGGCGCUCCUGGAGCUGCUGGAGCAUCCGGCGGUGGGGGAGGAUCUUCUUCGUCUUCAUCCGGUGGUGGUGGGGGUGGCGGCGGUGGUGGUCGUUCUUUGGAUGUCGAUCCUUUAACUGAUGGCCCAGUAGGUCCACCGAUGUAUCCUUCUGAAGAUGAAAGUCAACCACAAGGCACUGACUUAAUUAAUGAUUCCGGAGAUGAACAAGUAGAACAAGAACUAACGGAGACUCCACGCAAAACUUCUCGAAUGGACCCAUUUUAUAAAGCGGGCAGAUACAUAGGAAAAUUAGUCAGCGAUAAAAUGAGAUUUUACGGGUCCCAAAUCCCAAUCUCAGCACCACCUGGCCCAAUCGGUGAUAUGGGACCAGCGGGUUCUACUGGACCUACGGGCCCUACCGGACCUACAGGCCCUACUGGACCUCCAGGCCCUAGUGGCCCUACUGGUCCUCCUGGCCCUGCGGGAAAUGAUGGAACUCCCGGCCUUCCAGGUACUCCAGGUACGUCUGGAGCGGCAGGUGCAGCAGGUACUCCCGGAGGAGACGGUACAGCUGGUGUUCCAGGUACUCCCGGUGCAUCUGGAGCGGGUGGCGCUAGUGGCGGAGGCGGAUCCUCUUCAUCUUCCGGCGGCGGAGGCGCUGGUGGUGGUGGCGGUGGUAUUUUAUCUGAAAUGGGGAUGAGACACCUUACUGACACCCGGUUCAAAUCCUGGAAAAAGCCAAGCCGUUCAUGGCGUUUAUAUAUAGAUUGGCAUCGUCAUCCAUCUUACAACGAAUUGUUCGCCAAGUUACUAUCGCGAGCUAGCGAGUCCAAAGAAGAAGAUGACGAUGUAGACUACGAAGAAAUAGAUGAUGAUGUUUUCGAGGACGAGAAAAGCUGCCAGAGCACGGCCGUUUGUCUAAAAAGGGAUUCACUCGUGCUGUACAGACGACUGCUUAGCCUCAUAUCGUUAAGGAAAAUCUGGGACUUCCUGGUGCAAUACAUCUGGACCUCCUACAGAAAUCGAAGUGAAACAAAACCAACCACACCCACCAGGAAAGUGGUAGAGAUUCAAGAUGUUCCUCCACCUGAGAACGAGUGGAAUAUGCUGGACUCUGAUUCAGAAAACGAAGAUUUGUUCCAGGACUGCGAACAAGAUGAAUCAAAUGACAUCGAAAACGUCGAUUUUUGUUUUUCGCCUCCAGCUCCUAGUUUUGUGGAGGCCCUGAAUAGGCCGUUUUCUUCGCUGCUGUUACGACACGAUGUCAUUUUUACUCCGCAACCAGCAACGCCUCUAGUGUUCACGCCGGCAACGCUUCCGACUGGAUCUUCCAAUCAGUCGAACACGUCCAACCGAUCACGACUAGCCGAUUUGUGUUGGGAUAAUUACGAAUUGACCAGCGUCCCUGCAGAUGAUGGAAAUGUUAUCGCUUGUGAAAGGUGGUCCGUCCUUCCCCGGAGUCAGCGGAUGCCAACGGCAUCUUGUCUGAAAAUGCUCUGGAACUUGGAUUCGCCUUCCUACGACCAGUUGGCCGGCUCAUCCAUCACUGAAGAUGUUGAGGAUGAUGGUCAUGGAACUGGGCAUCAGUCCAGUGUUAAUUCUCUCCGGGCUAUUUCACGGAAUCGUGUUCCAGGCAACGAGGAACUGCAGAAUUGCCCAGAGGAAAACUUCUCUGAGGGGAUUGAGCUGUUUGGAGGCAAGUCUGUUGGAACAUCACAAAUAAAGGACUGUAAUGACAAUGUGCUGAAUUAAAAGCUCGUUAACUCGUUCCCAACCUCCUGCCCGUCAACAACCACCAAAUAUGUUCAGAAAACGAGAGAUAACAAUAUUUUAAUGCCCCCAAGUGAGUUUACUAUUUUAUGCUCAUCGUGAUAAUGUUCUUUCUCCUAACUAUCCAAUCGGUACGUAAUAAAAAAAGAAUUAUCUUUUCA
Messenger RNA from Daphnia magna, 2566 nucleotides. RefSeq names its product collagen alpha-1(I) chain. The coding region runs from base 45 to 2387 and encodes 780 amino acids. The transcript is spliced from 9 exons. The record is from RefSeq and is a predicted model, not a curated record. Lineage: Eukaryota; Metazoa; Arthropoda; Branchiopoda; Diplostraca; Daphniidae.